AUGGCGGGCGAGGAGCCCUCUGGGCCCCGCUCGCUGGUGCUCACUGCCCAAGACAGGGCCAUCGUCGUGUCCCGGCUGGCCCGCGCUGUGCUCCGCUUCCAGGACUCGUUCCUGUGUUCCGAGGGCAGCCCCGCGGGGCUCCUGUGCCAGGCAAGCGGAAUGGCUGUGUGGCUGCCCGAGGUGGUGGAGGACAACCAGAUAGUGCUCAAGACCAAGGGUCUGCCCUUCUGCGUGGCGGGCAUGGGCGACCUGCUGGCGCUCUUCCGCUGCAUCUCCUGCCGUUUUGCGUUUGGGACCAACGCCGCUGGAAGCAGUGGGCCCUUCUUCAGGUCCGGCCCCAGGCUCCACGGCAUGAGGGCCUGUCUCGGCCUCAGCUUUGCAGACCGGCGGCUAGAGGCGCAGUAUGUGCGCCAACUGGACGCCGCGCAGGCGCCCGCCGACUGCGCCUACUCGGCGCUGUGCGUGGUCAUGGCGGCGGUGCUGGUGUCCCAAGCCCUGGAGCAGGCAGACUUGCACCUCAUCGAGAGCGCGCUGGCCGCAAUGUUCUGGAUGUCGCUGCCCCUGGUGGUGUGCCUCAGCAGCCGCUCGCUGUACAUCUCGUACCGCAGCUUGUGGCUCUGCGCCUGGCUGCUGCCGGCCUGGUGGUUCAUGUGCCAAGCCGCCGCCGCCUACAGCCCGCACAUGCAGCCUGCGGCGCCGCCGCUGAUGCCACCACCGCAGCCGCCAGAGGCAGGCGCCUGGCACCACGCCCUCUCCGCCGCCACCCAGCGCUGCCGCCCCGCUGCACAGCUGAUAGUCAGGACGUCCAUGCUGCCCCUGCUGUGGAGCAACCUGGGGGCGCGGCAGGUGUUCCGCCGCCACUGGCCGCUCCAGGCAGCCUGCCUGGCGAUAGCCGCCAGCUUCAACGGCCGGCGCUGCAGCUGGCUGCUUGUCAGGCUGCCCGGCGUGGCGGCCGCAGCGGGCCGCUUCUCGGGCGAUGCACGGAAGAUGAGCAGGCUGCUCACCCCGCAGCUGCUGCCUAUGGUGGCAGCCCAGCUGCGGGAGGCUGGGUGGCGACUGGGCGCAGGCUCUGGGGGCACGUGCAGCACCCACACCGCCGAUUCAUCUGGCAGCUGCGCUGUAGCACCGCCCGCCUCCACGGCAGCGGCGGCAGCGGGGCAGGGCAGCCAGUCCGAGGCCCCGCGGCAACAGCUCGCCGCCUGCCUCGAGGUGCUGCUGUUUGCGCGGCUGCUGCUCUGCUACGUGGCACCCUGCCUGGCCCUGUGGCACUCGGAGCUGUCCUCCCGCCGCCACUUCCUGGACGCAUGCAGUGAGCGGUCGGCCAGGUCUGAGAGGCUGCCCCGGAUGCCGGCGUUUCACUUGGCGUGGCUGGCGCCGCUGGCGGUCGCCACCUGCUGGCAAGCCGCCGAGGCCGCUGUUGCGCUGGGCUACUGA
Messenger RNA from Chlorella variabilis, 1434 nucleotides. RefSeq lists its product as hypothetical. The transcript is spliced from 9 exons. Lineage: Eukaryota; Viridiplantae; Chlorophyta; Trebouxiophyceae; Chlorellales; Chlorellaceae. Bases 1 to 1434 code for a protein of 477 amino acids. The record is from RefSeq and is a predicted model, not a curated record.